Molecule: messenger RNA, 531 nt
Organism: Eruca vesicaria subsp. sativa (arugula)
Lineage: Eukaryota; Viridiplantae; Streptophyta; Magnoliopsida; Brassicales; Brassicaceae
Source: the annotation of a GenBank genome assembly
AUGUGGUUACAUAGCUAUCUUGAAGCAACGAGUAGUGUAAAACUUUUCCUGACAAUAUGCCAAUCGAUUUCUCAAGUGAUUGGGAACCAAAUAAAGAGACAAAGAAAGGUAACUGCACAUGGAUUCAUCAUUGCUUCAUCGCAGGUGAAGUUAGCAAACUGGAUUUUUAAGGCAUACCCAGAGACUUCAGCUAAUGUUAAAUUGCAAGACGAUGUGCUCAGGACAAGAUACAUGAACCUUCUAUUCAGCAUCAUCAAGAUACUUCACCACAAACCUCUGAGUGAUCUCACGGAAGAUGAGUUGAGCAAAGCUUCCAAGAAGUUGUCUGAUGUGACACAAGCUGGUUUUAGUGUGGAAUGGUUGGCUUCAAAGCUUGAGAAAGUGUCCUUGGAGAAGAAGACUUCUGAAGAUCGGAUUCGGGAACUCGAACAAGAGGUCGAAAAACUUAAGCUUACCAUGUCAGAGGAGAAGGCCAAGUUGAAGAAGCAACCAUCUUGGAUCACCAAGACAGAGAUAGAUGUUUCUCCUUAG